AAAACGAUUUUUUUCGAAUCCUAUUUUGUGUAGUCAAUUAUAAGUUGGAGUUUAAAUAAAAUAGUUAGGAGGUAAUACUAUUAUGGCACAUUAUAAAGGUGCUGCCAGCGAAGCUGGUCGCGCCAUGCAAUUGAUGAAAAAACGUGAACUAGCUCAAGCUGAAGUAGAAUUACGUAAGAAAAAAAUUGAAGAAGAUAUGAAACUUUCAAACAUUGAAAAUAAAUUUGCUAAGCAUUAUGAUGCAGUGGAAGCACAGCUUAAAAGUUCUACAAUUGGUUUGGUUACACUUGACGAAAUGAAAGCUAAACAAGAGACAAUUGUUCAAGAAAGAGCAAAAAGAUUAGUUCAAAAAGAAAAAGAAGUAGAAUUUGAAAAACAACGUCAGUUAGAAGCAAAAUUAGAAGAAAAAAGACGUCAAAAACAAAAGAUCCAAGCUUUAUCAUUUAUUGAAGAUAUUAAGGAAGAAGAUGAUGAUGAAAGUGAAAAAGAAACUGAAGAAAUAGAUGAACCUUCAACUUCACAACCAUUGACAAAAAAAAUUAAGAAAAAUCCAGAUGUAGACACUAGUUUUUUACCUGAUAGAGCUAGGGAAAAUGAAGAAAAUUGUUUGCGUGAAAAAUUGAGACAAGAAUGGUCUGAUAAACAAAAAUUUUUAAAGGAAGAAGAAAUUAGUAUAACUUUUAGCUAUUGGGAUGGUUCAGGUCAUAGGCGUACAAUUGUUAUGAAGAAGGGUAAUACAAUUUAUCAAUUUUUACAAAAGGCAUUAGAAAAUUUACGACGUGAGUUUGGAGAGUUAAAAACUGUAAUGGCAGAUCAAUUAAUGUAUGUUAAAGAAGAUCUUAUAUUACCCCAACAUUAUUCUUUUUAUGAUUUCAUUGUUGCAAAGGCUCGGGGUAAAAGCGGUCCUUUAUUUACAUUUGGUGUUCAUGAUGAUGUCAGAAUGAUGAGUGAUGCUAGUUUAGAAAAAGAAGACUCUCAUGCUGGAAAAGUUUUACUUAGAAGUUGGUAUGAAAGAAAUAAACAUAUUUUUCCAGCUAGCCGGUGGGAACCAUUUGAUCCAUUAAAAACGUUUGCCAAGUAUACAAUCAAAGAUAAAACUCAAAAACAUGAAGGAACUCAAAAAAAUUAAAAAAUGAUUUUCAUAUAAUAUACUUUACUUGUACUAUAAAAUUUGUAAAAAUAUAUAUUCACAUUUUAUCAA
Daktulosphaira vitifoliae (grape phylloxera) is the source of this 1201-nucleotide messenger RNA. RefSeq names its product protein FAM50 homolog. Bases 83 to 1129 code for a protein of 348 amino acids. The record is from RefSeq and is a predicted model, not a curated record. The transcript has a single exon. Gene Ontology annotation, biological process: chromatin organization. Gene Ontology annotation, cellular component: nucleus. NCBI's taxonomy places the organism in Eukaryota, Metazoa, Arthropoda, Insecta, Hemiptera, Phylloxeridae.